Molecule: messenger RNA, 14549 nt
Organism: Thecamonas trahens ATCC 50062
Lineage: Eukaryota; Apusomonadida; Apusomonadidae
Exons: 3
Coding region: 41-14437 (4798 amino acids)
Source: RefSeq, a predicted model, not a curated record
CCCUUCCCCGCGUGCACGCCUUCUCCCCCGCAAGCCCCGCAUGCCCACGGUACCAGGCACGGGACGGGCAGCUACGGCCACGCUGACUCUGCUCCUACUACUGUGCACCUUGGGCGCGUAUGGUUCAAGCUCCCCGCCUGCAGACACCGCAUGCACCCUCCUCAACCGCAUUGCCUAUGAUGCUCCGCUUGCCCCCGACUCGCUCUCCGGUCCUGUCCUCUCCUCGGUGGCAGACUUCAUCUCCGCCGCCGCAGGCACCACCCCCUGCUCGGCCCUACCGACCCUCCCGCUGACCGCCACAUCGACGGCGCUGGCCCUCAAUCCUACCUCGGCCUUCUUCGCCGACAUGGACGGCGCACUGGGUCCUGUUGCCGUCGCCUCGGGCUCGCUCACCGUCUCGGUCUCGCUCACCGUCCCGCCGACUGCCGCUGACGCACUUGCUGUUGCUGUCCACAUCGAUAUGGCCUUUGUGCUUGCCUCGACCGCGGCGCCCUCGCCGGCAUACCCAAACAUCGACAUGGUGGGCUCGUUCUCGCUCCUCCUCCCGCACAUCGAGUACUCGGCUGCAGGCAUCGCCUCGCUCCCGCCGCUCCUGCCCUGGUCCGGCUCGAUUUCUGCCUCCUCGCCUGAUGCCGGUGUCUACGUCCACGACUCGGCCGCCUUUGACGGCCUCCCUGCUCUUGUCCUCUUCAAUACUUACCAAGACCCUGUUGUUCUCGACGCAGUUCACGCCCUCGCAGCCCAGCUCCGCGCCCCGCUCACCGACGUCAACGUCCGCAUGACCGGUGCCGCCGCCACCCUCGCCGACUCGUCACUCACCGCCCGUGGCCUGUUCAUCGACGCCGACUCGGACCUCUUCCAUGACGCGCAGCUGCGGUACGGCGAGCGCGCCUAUGGUGAGCGCGGUCUCUACGUCUUUGCCGAGGCUGCCUGCGCCGGCCUCGCCUGCGACUCGCCGCUCCAGCGGCUCGUCGCCUCCAACCUCGCCGCCACGGCCCUCUUCCCACACUGCUCGCCAGCUGUUCUCAACAACGAUGCCGUUGUGUCGUCCUCCGUUGCCUCGAUGUGGAUCGCCUACAAUGCCUCGACGGGCCUCGCCUCGGUCGUCCCGCUCUCCGGCACUGCCCACACAAUGGUCUCGCUCUCCUGCCCGACCAACGACACCGUCGUCACCCUCGCCGUCUCGGCGACCACAACUCCGAACGCGCUUGCCCUCCCCGAUCUCAUUGUCGCCCAUGACAUCGUCGCCGUCUACGCCACUCUUAACGCGCACCCGCCAACCCUCCGCGGAUUUCUCACCGGCAUCAUCUGGCCUUCCACCGGUGGCCAGCCUCACGCCCUGCCGGUCGUCAAUGUCUUUACUCCGGCUCGCGCUUGCUUCCUUCCUGCCCCGACGACGACCACACCCUCUCUUACAGCCUCAGUCACCUCGCUCUUUGCUUCGCUCAGCGCCGCGGCCUCGUCCUCGCCCCGCACCCCGCCGCGUCUCUUUGACGCCGCCAUCGACGCACUCUUUCCCGCCUCCGGCCCGGCACUCGACGCUCUCCUGGCUAGUUACGAGGCUCGUAGCCUGCCGGCUGAGCGAUCGCUCCUUGACUUUAUCUCAUGGUACGCCGCCGCGAAGGUCCCGCUCCUUGUCCCGCCGCCCUACGCGAUGGCCCUCAAUGUCUCGUUUGACCCCUCUGGCACUACAUUUGCUCUCUCAGCGCUCCUCACACUCGACGAUGCCGCCAUCACCACGCUGCCAAAGCUGACAGCCGUCCUCGACGCCGCCCUCGACGCCGCAGCCUCGGCCCUCAACAGUGCCAUCUCCUCGCUUGCUGCCGCCCUCGAGAACAUGGUCCCAGGCUCGACCUCGGGCCUCAGUAUCCCUACCCUCGACGCCUCGCUUGCGGGCUACAUGGCCUCGGCCUCAGCCACGGGCGCUAUCUCGCUCUCGACCAUCGUUUCGCUCGAGCCGGCGCUCAACGUGGGUCCUGUCGCUAUCGAUGGCUCACUCGCUCUCACCCUCGAGCUGGCCAGCCUCGACACCGGCGACGCGAACACCCUAUUCCCGGCCCUCACGCUGCACGUCGGCCUCGCCGCGCCACCAUCGCUGACUGCGUCGGCGGCGCCGCUGGUGCCGACGGUCUCGCUCCCCCUGGCGAACUUUGCAAGCUCGGCAGCGGCGGCGCUCGGCGCUCCGCGCGGCGCGCUUUCGCUCGCCUCGCCAUUGCUCGCCCACCUCGACACGCUGGUGACCUCGCCGCGGUCGACCUUUGGCCCGCUUCUCUCGUCCGCCGCAGCUUCGCUGGCCUCAGCUUCACCCUGGAUUUUCCACGGCCUUGAUCCGCUGCCGUACUCACCGGCCUCGCUCUCGGACACCCUGGACAUCGCCACUCUCCUCACAGAGGUGCUUGCCAACAUCCUUCCCGACGCACCGACCUCCUCGCUCGAUCUUGCCGCGCUCCUCACACGCACCGCCGCACUCACCAUCAACUCGGAUAGCUCGACGCUCACGACAUCGUUUGGCCUCUCGCUCACACCCGAGCCGACUCUGGAGCUCCUCCUUGUGGCCUCGUCGCGACUGCAGCCUCACCUGCGCUCUAACAUGGCACCGUGGUUCCCGGUCUUUGGCUCGGCCUCGCUCGGCCCGAUGCCCAUCACAGCAAACCUGCGCCUAGCGGCCACCUUGGCUCCCAGUACCGGCGCCACCAUCACCGACCUGGACUUUGCCGCAGCGCUCAACGUCUCGCGCUUUGUGGUCCCGGUCACCAUCGGCAUGCAGCCGGCACUCACCCUCGACGGCAGCUUCCACCUCUCGGUCACACAUUCGCUCGGAGCACCGAACCCGCUCGCGGCUGCGCUCACCCUUGAUCUCACUUGCUCCACCCAGUCGUUCCUUGGCGGCGCGCUGGCGCCGCAGACCUAUGCCCUGCAUCUCAGCACGCCGAACCUCUUCCACAAUCCGGAGAUCCUGCCAUCGCCACUGGUCUUCUCAGUCACUUCGUUGACCUCACCAGCCGCCGGCGCAGCUGCUGUCCCACUCGACCUUGUGCCGUCGCGCGCGCUCAACGCGCUCAUUUCAACCGUCUUUCGCCUCGGCUCCUCGCUCUUUGCCGACGGCGGUACGCUCGACCUCGAGCUUGCGCCGCUCGGGACCUCGGUAGGUGCGCUCUCCACUCCGUCGCGAAUGGAGCAGUUGGCCCUGGCGCGAAUGGCCCGCCCAGGCGACGCCACAGACACCGCCACAAUUCUGGCCGCGCUCCCCUCGCCCGCGCUCGCCACUCCGCCGUCCGUCUUCAACCAGACCCUCGAGAUCUCGCUCAACAACAUCCCGGCACUCGCCACUGUCUGUACCAUUGCCGGGCAGCUGACGGCACCGGCUGACUGGCCGCACCUCCUUAACGCUGCGCUCACCGGACCCGAGUGCGGCGCCUUUGCCCGCGUCCUCGUCUUUGGCCUCGACACCGACGACGAUGACGCCGACCCGCUGUCGACCACCAUCUCCGCACCGUCAGCACUCACUAUUCGCGCCCGGCUGCCGGGCCUGGUGCGGUCGCUGCGCAUUGCGGUGGUCGCCAAUCCCCUGGGCCUCGCCGAUGGGCCGUUCCCGCUCGCCACUCCGUUUGAGGUCACUGUUGGCUCGACCGCCAUUGUCCCGCAGUUCUCGUCGUUCAUCGACCUCUCGGUCCUUGCGGCGUCGGUCCUUCUCCGCCCUUGGACCGCGUACUACCCGCCCACGCUAGAUGCGUACAUGUUCUCGCUCGACGCUGUGUUUGAGUACGAGAUUGAUCCGCCAAUUGCCAUGCAGACCUCGUUUGCGACGCUCGGCAACGCCAUCUCACUCUCGUCGCCGCUCCCCGGCAAGCUCGCCGGCGGAGCCAAGGUUGCGAUCUCUGGCGGAUUUGGCGCUGUCCUCGGCGCGCCGCCAUCCGGCUCGGGCGCUGCGCUCCUCAUCACCAACUUUGGCUCUGAAGCCGAGCCGCGCCCGCUCAACGAGGCGCUCGUCGUUGCGCCGAACAACACUGCCACCCUCACUUUGGGCUACAACGUCCACGCCAAGGGCGGACCCGGCGGCGCGGCGCCGCCAGUCUACCAGGAGGCGCUGCUGGCCAUCACUCUUCCGCCGGGCGAGUACUUUAACGCCACCAUCUACGCAGCAGUCGCUGCCGCGGCCUCGGCCGCGCUCCCGGCGCCAGAAAUGAUCUCGGCGGUGCCGUAUACCUCGCUCUCUGCGCGGCUGUACAACGCGUCGUCGGCGCUGUCGUCGACCACUGGUGUCGUCGCCGCCGACUCGGCGUUCCAGGUCAAGCUCACGGCGUCGCCGGUGGAGGACAGUGCCAACUCGCUCCUCUACGUCCCAAUCUCGUUCAAGGUCACUGCGUCGACCAUCCCGGCGCUCGCCGAGGGCACAGGCGUGCCGGCGUCGCAAGUCCGCAUGGUGGCACAAUCGCUCGCGCUCGGCCUCACCGCCAACCUCACCGCCGAGCUCCUCGACCUCACCGGGCGUGUGGGCAUCACGUCGUUCACCACCGGCUCGACAUCAGCCUUUGUCAAUCUGCAUCUCGGCGCCGGCCCGGCGCCUGGCACACCGGCGUUCACGCCGGUCGCCUCGCUCGUCGAUGCCGUCAUGGACACCUCAAAGCUUUUUGGCACCUUUGCGCUGACCCUCGACGUCGAUGCCGGACUCGACGUCACACACGUCGCCCUUCAGGUCCUCACCCUUUCAUUCCCGGACCUGCCGAAUUUGCACCUGCGCAUGAGCGUUGACGCCGGCCUCAUUCUGUCUGAUCCAGAACUUGCGGCGCUCAGCUACGAUUGGACGGCAAGCUGGACCGGUGGCUUUGACGCCCUCGCUGCAUACAACGCUCUGACGACCGGAUCGCUAUCCGCCUGCGAUGUCAUGGACACACUCGUCUACGCCUCGGCCGUAGUCUUUGACUCGCCCAUUGCCAAUGCUCGGCUACCCGGCACAGACUUUAAGCUCGCCAAGCUCGGCGCUGACUCGGUGGUGGCGAAGCUGGAUGCCCUGCGGCUGGCAGUCUGCACUCGAAGCCUCGAAGAGCCGCUAACGCUCACAGUUCUCUGCUCACUCGCCGACAUGAUCCUGGCCGAGCUGCCGUCGCAGAACGGCGCCGCGUUUACCGUCUGUGCCCACGGCGCCUUUACUGACACCGCCACUAUUUCGCUGACGCUUAUGCGGCGACCUUUUGCCGCCAAUGUAACCACCUCUGCGCGGCUCGAUCUGGAUCAACUGCUCGGCGCGUCGUCAAGCCUCCCGGUUGGAGUAGGCGCGUCUGCGGAUCUUGUUGCCACCGCCACCGUCGAGUACCAGCUCGUUGUUUCGCUCAAUCUGGCAACUGCGGCGGUGUCUGUUGAGCCAGGAAGCUCGUACAUCCGCACAGCCGCCGGCGUCGACUUUGACGGCGAGCUGACGCUCAGCUUUGGCGCGCUGGCGCUCCGGCUCGGCGAAGUCCACAUUGACGUGACUGACGCGGCGCUGGCCGCCGUCGCUGCGCCGCCGGACGCCGCCUCGGGCUUCCUCCCCAGGUUUGACCUCAGCCUUACCGGCUCGGCCAGUCUCAACGCACUCCUCUCCAUCAACGAGAACGUGGUGUGCUCUCUGGCGGUGGCGGUUCCGGAUCUGGCGGCCUUCCUCGACAGGCGCGCAUCGGCGUCGGUUGUCGAGGCCGGUAUCAACUGCGGCUCGGGCGUUGUUGACGCCAUUGUCGACGCGCUUGGGGAGCUCAGCAUCCAGGCCUUCUUUACCAAGGACGUCAUGGCGCUGCUCAACGCAUGGAUUGACGGCGUCGGUGAGUUCCUCACCCGCGUCGAGAUCUUCCUCGGCAAGGCCAAUCUCGACGUCGGCUUCCUCGGCCCGGGCUUUGCAGACGCCGCCGUGGCACGACUCCGCGAGCGACUGAUGGCGCCGGUCACGCUGCGCAAGCUGGUGGCCACGAUCAACGACGUGGUCACCGAUCUGCGCCACGACCGCGCCCGGCUCCUCCCGCCGUUUGCCAUCCCGCGCUUCGUGUGGGAGCAGGUUCUCGCCGCGUUCUGCGACGUUCUCGAGGACCUUCUGGUUUCGUGUCCGAGUCUGCCACCCGGCGAGCUCACCGACAACCUGCAUCUUCCGUUUGUGCUUGGUGACGCCGAGCUCAUUGCCUUUGACGAGCUGAAGUUCCGGCUUGGCGCCCGCGGGCUGGCCGAGCUCGAGAUCGACUGCAAUCUGGAUCUUGCGCUCGACUGGCAGCUGGCCUUUGGCCUCGCGUACUCACGUGACCGAGGCCUGCGGCUUGACUUUGAGACUGCGCCCGAGGUGGCCUCGUUCUCCGCGGCAGUGGUCUUCAAUCCGGGCUGUUCGCUUGCCGGCCAACUGGCGGUGGCCGGCUUCGAGAUGUCACCACAACCCGGCUCGUCGGGCCUCUCGCUCGAGCUGAGCGUGGCGCCGGCUUUCCGCAGCGCGACGCUCUCGCUUGGUGCGACGCUCGGCGGCCCGGCGACACUCGGCCUAGGUGGCUUGCUCAACAGGCUCAUCGAGAACGCCGAGCUGGAGAGUCCCGGCUCGGGUGCGCUGCUCAAGCUCGCGCCUCAUGUCGAAUGGGACCUCGCGCUCGGUUGGUCGCUGACCGCAAGCGUCGGCGAUGGCAGCUCGUUCGUUGCUGCACCACCGACGUUUGAGCUGAGCAACGGGAAGCUCUGCAUGGGCUCUUUCCUCACCGAUCUUGUCGGCGGCGUGCUUCGGCAGGCCGACGACGUGCUGACCCCGCUCGAGCCGUUUAUCGGUCCCGACGGGUACCUCGUUCGCGAGAUCAAGUACACCGACAUCAUUUUCGGCCGCCGGCUCUCUGCGCUUGAGAUGGCCGUUGAGCUCUGCGGCAUCUACGACUGCUCUGCCGACGGGGUGCUCGAGGCUGUUGAGAAGUUCAUCAACAUUGUCGACAUUGCGGUCCGCCUCAAGUCACUGGCUUCAGCCAACACCGGCGGGCCGUGCGACCUGCACAUGUCGCUUCAGGAUCUCGAGGUCAUGCUCGAGGCGGCGACGACACCGUUUGCCGGCGACGCACCGCCGUUUGCCCACCUGCCGUCCUUCCGCCACGGCGCAGACCUCAUGCUGGCGGCCGACAGCAAUGCGCUGCAUCCAGGUGAUCUGGUGACCAUUGCCAAGUCACCGCUUCCGGAUCCGGAGGUCAUUUCGGCGGUCACCGAUCCGUUUGUCAACCAGGAGUUCAACGAGCUGCUGGAACUCAUGGGCGGCUCGGCGAACCAGCCAGCCGACGACUCGCCAUCAGGGUUUCGGCUGUAUCUCCUCCACGGCUCGAUUGCCAACAACGUGAUCAAGAUCUUCUUUGGUCUCGACACGCCAAUUGUGGGAUACUAUGUGGCACCUGCACGGUUUGCGCUGGCGCCGACCUGGUCGUGGGUGGUGUGGCCGGUGCCAAUUGUGACUGUGGACAUUGCGAUUCCUAUGUCGGUGACGGUGUACGUCGGCGACUUGGCCGUCAUGUCGUCGGCAGUUGUCGACGCGGUAGCGCAGAAGAACGUCGGGCUCAUCGCUCGCGGCGUGGCCAUCAAAACCAUCAACGACAACGGAUCGAAGCGAUGGCAGCUGCAGGCGUCGGUCGGCAUUGCCGGCGGUGCAACGGUCAACCUGCUGGUGGUCAAGGGUUCGGCGGCGGUAGGCAUCCAGCUGGUGGGCAAGCUCCGGUUUGUGUCGAUCAACGGUCAGCCGUGGCUCACUGUCGACGAGCUGGCGUGGAUGGUCAAGGCGUACGGAGUGUGGGACGCGCUCGAGAAGGAGCUCUCGCUGGAGCUGUUUGUGACGGCCAAAAUCAAGGUCUUUGCGCUCUUUGGCUACAAGACCGUGGCCAAGUGGUCGCACACCUGGUCGUGGCCGCUGGUUACGGCAGCCCCGCUCCCACUCCCACCGGCGGCCUCGCCGACAGGCGCCCUCAACAUGGGCCUUCUCUCUGGUGCCAACGAUUUGGCUCCGGACCUGGCUAGCGACAUGUCGCUUGAAGCCCUGCCCAAGUUUGCAGUUUAUGAGGCUCUGAGCGAUUCCGGCAUCCAGCUGGUCACCUCGUUCAAGCCGGCGAACCAUCUUGCCGGCGCCUCGCUGCUGACGCGGGCGGUGCCGAUCAACUCGGUAGAGACGAUUGGGACGUACGGUCCUCCAUCGGGCUCGGCCUUUGUCUUUGACCUUGGCUUUACCAACAAGCUGGUCUCGCUGCCGUCGGCGAGCGGAAUGACGGUGCGACUGCCACUGGCGCCGUACGCAAGUCUUCUGGCGACGACGUCGUCCACGAGCGGCAACGUGGCGACACUGUCGACUGCGCGAACGGUGGUGCUGUCAGCGAACCGGCUUGCGGCCGGCGCGGCGUCGGGCGCUACCUUUGGCACCUGCGGCGCCGUGGUCAUUGACCAGCCGCUGGCGGCACUCAUCUACGACGUGAGCGGGCUGCCGUGUGCGACGACGCUCGAGGCCGGCGCUGGCGGGCGAGUGCGGCUUUCGGGCUCGCUGGCCAGCUUUGGCCAUCCGCUGGUGAUGACCGGCUCGCCGAUGGAGCUCUCGAUUGCACUGACCGGCGCACAUACGCUGGCUGUGAGUGAGCAGUCGGUGAGUGGGCUUGGCGCCCUCGCCCUCAGCUACCCCGCCAGCUUGUUCAACCUCACCAUUUCCGGCGUCGACACGUCACAGGAGAGCACGUUUACGCUCAGCGACUCUCCUCCGGCGCGGUUCACCACCUUUAAUGGCGCGCCUGUCGACACACGGCUUGUUCUGCCUGCGUUCGAGGCUGUGCAUGGACACGUGGCGUUCCGCGGCGCGCCGGCGGUGACCAACACGUUGCAUGUGGGCGUGGCGGCAGCGGCCGGCGAGGUGACCAAACUCGCGUCGUCGACAAGCUCGCUGGUCCUCACCGACGGCGGCGGCAACCACUCGGUCUCGCAUGUCAACGUGCACACGUUGGCGCUCGACGUGACCGCGUCGGGCGGGGCAGUGUUCGAGUCAACGGUGAUGUCGCCUGCCGACGGGGCACGAGUCGAGGUCACGCUCGCCGGCGAUGCGUCGACCGAGAUGUCGACGACGGUGACCGGAUGCUCUGGCUCGUCGCAGCACGUGGUACGGAUGCAGGGCGGCGGCAACAUGACGACGGUGCUCCGAGAUGUGUCCAGCUUUGGCUGCACGGUGUACGUGUAUGGGUCGCUAGCGGCCGACCAGCGUGACACGCUGGUGCUUGACGAUCUGACGGCAGCAGGCCCACGGACCCAUGUGGUCAUCAACCGGGGCGGCAUUGUGCUGUACGACCCGUUGCGGGCGUUCCAGCCGGUCAACGUGUUCUUUGAGGCCAUCGAGCGGCUGGAGCUGGACUUUAGCACUGCUGGUGCAUCGACGGCGUACCACGUCGAAUUUGCAGCCGGUACACUUGGCACGUCAGUGGUGAUCAGGCUACCGCCGGUGCCUCGGCCUGCUGUCGGCCCGCCGGUCAACUUUGUGCAGAUUGUGGCCAACUCGGAUCCUGUUCUUGUGACGGGCACGUUUGAUCUGCGGAUCGGAGUCGAUGUUAGCGGAUCGACGUCACCGCUGCUGCAGACGUCUGCGCCGCUGAGCGGCAUUACCGCUCCGAUUCUGGUGGCGCCGGCCAACACCGAGCCGCUACUCCCGAUGCGAGUGACGGCGGCGGCAGGCGUGAACGCACCGGCGCAGCGGCUGUUGCUGGACAACGGAUGCUUCUCGAGCUUUGGGCUCGCCGACGCGUACGCAGCCGACCCCGAACCACUCAUCCAGACUUCUGUGCCCAGUGCGUGGGUGUGCGAGGCUGCGCGGAGCGCGCUUCCCGGUGCGCCGUCGUUUGACGACUGCAGCACAGCGCGAUGCGCUGUGAAUGUGGCGCCGACAGCGCAAGUUGCGUUUGAGGUGUCUACUGGCGACGCACACGAUGUGGUGGUCGGCCGCAGCCUGCAAACCAUCAGCCUCACGCUCGACACCGGCGGUGGCAACGACCGGGUCUCGUGGAGCGAUGCCGCGUCACCGAGCGCCACGCUCACAGCGGCUCUCGGCGCGGGCGCCGACUCGGUGUGCGUGAUGAACGCGGCUGGCGCUUCGGCUGUUGAUCUCGGCGAGGACGGCGAGGGCGACACACUGCUGGUGUGUUACGACGUGGACGGCUCACUCGCACCGCCAUCGAUGGUCGAACCCGGGUCCUUUGCCCCGAUGUCGACCAAUCCGCUUGCUGCGUCGUCGCUGGCGGUGUUGCGGCUGACAGCUGUUGACACAGCGCAUGUGUCAGGCCGGCCAGUCCAGUGCCGCGGCUCGCUUGACGCGCCGCUGGACGUGUCAAGUCCUGUGGGCCCUCCGGCACUCCCUGCGCCUGGCUCGGAGACGCCGCUGCUCCCGAUUUCAGAGGCUGGGUGCGCAUACAAGAGUGUGCUCAACAUGACUGGACUGGAUGGCGUGCGGCUUUGGUACGAGGGCACUCCUGAGCAGUGCGUGCGGGUUGUGGGCGGCGGGCAGAAUGGCGAGGUUACGCUGCAGAUGCAGACAGCGUCCAACUAUGCGGUCGAGUUUGCGCUGCCGAGCUACACAGCAGCCGCGUUUACCGGCGUUGUCCACGGCUAUCCGGAGCGGUCGGAUGGAGUAGUGACCGUCACCAUUCCAGCGGGUGACAUGCACUUUGCGACGGCGCUCCCACCCGAGGCCAAAAUCCAGCGCUUUGCUGACAACACCGAAGCGGGCAGCAUCAGCUUUGGUCUCUUUACAGCGACACUCUACCAACCGAGCGGGCUGGUGCUGAACGCAGUCGGCGCAACGCCUGUGGACGACAUUCCGCUCACACAUGCGUCAGGGCUUGAAGUGACGGUGACCGGGGCGCCGAACGGGGCCGAGCUGUUUGUACACGGCGCCGACGCGCGGACCUCGGUCCGGUUCCCUGGUGCGGCGUCGGAUGGUAGUGCGCUGCAGUACAGUGGGCCGGUGGUUGUGGUAACGAAUGCAAGCGUGGCAAUUUCCGGCGACGUGACGGCAGCCGAGACGACGACGUUUGUGGCGGUUGGGAGCCAGACGCGGAUGGCAUCAUUCCCGAUGAGCCACAUGAGUGCCGAGCCCGCGCUCGAGUUUUGGCACGGAUGCCUGCGCCCGCGGAGCGGAGCGGGCGCGCGUGCCGCAUCGAGCUGGAUGCUGCGUCUUGUGGACGCGCUUCCAGGGGCGCUCACAUCGGCGCAGCUCAUGAACUGCCUCCCGGGUCCGCUGCUGAUGUCCGAGGCCGACGUUGUCCGUCUUGUUGCAGGCAACGUGUCUGUGGCAUCGAUGGGCUCGGGUCACACGGUGCGGUCGCUGGUGCUGGAUGCACGGGCAAUGGCCGUCGCCGAGGUCGAGGUGGAGCCGCUGGGCGGACGGGACAACCGUCCUGGCUGGUGGAGCGGGGUGCGGAUGAGCACGAUUGUCGAGGCCGAAGGUGUUAUGAUGUUUGAGACUAACGCUGGGUACUCGUUUGCGCUGCAGGUAGUGACGAGCCCUGGCACGGCCACAACCAUCCGCGGCGGCUCGCCGCUGUUCGUCAGCGGGUCGCACGUCCAGCUCAACACGUCAUCGUCUGCGGCGUUUGCUGGAGAGUACGCGUUUGGUGAAGCGUGGCCAGAGAUCGCGGCGCCCAAAAGGCUGCGGGGCUCGGUCCAGCUGACGACAGCAAGUGGGAGCAGCCUUGUGUUGGCUUCGGGUGCAAGCAUUGACGGAGCCGGUAUGCCCGGGCUGGAUGUCCGAGGAAAUGGAGAGGUCUCAACUCUGGAGGCACGCGUUCGGUUUGUGGUUGAUGUCGACGAGGGCGAGGCCCCGUACGCGGUUGUCAACCGCGAGGUGACUCUUACAGCAGACACGAUGCGGAUUGGAGCCCGGGGCACAGAUGCUGGACCGCCUACGGUGGAAAUUGUACUUCGCGAUGGCAUGCUCCCUCGCAAGCGGUACGUGCGCGAGGUGGUGUUUGAGGACGCAAGUCUCAACUGGGUUGUAGUAGGCCCGGAACACGCGCUUCCCGUCAGGAACGAGCUUCCGACAAUCCGUGUGCUGGGAGAGCGGAGCGGGCUUGUGCUUGCGCCUUCUGUCGGGGCCGAGGCUGCAGGCGUUCUGCUUGCGCCGGCGGGACGCGAGCUCCGACUGGACGUCGCGGCGGGAGCGAUUGGAACCGGCGGCGGCGGAAGCGAUCGUGUGGACGGAGCGACGAUGCCGUGUUUUGAGCCUGCAACGACGUGCACAGCACAUGCGAUGGCGACGUGGGCGGUGGCACAGUCUGCAUGCUACAGCUCCGACACGGUCCAGGCCUGCCAGGCCUCUGCGGCGGUAGUUGUUGAGACGAGCGCGCCGCUGCACUGCCGGUCACCCGCGGCCGGUUGGAUGGUUUCUGUUGACGGACGAGGCGGCCAGUACGCGGGCGUUAUUAGCGGCGACAGCACCACUGGGGCGCCGCGGUUAGGAUAUGACCCGCCGUCGCGAUGGCCGCUGGGCUACCUGGUUGUGGCCCUGUCGUAUGUGGCAUGGGCCGGGCUGGUGGGCUCGCUGGUUGUGGGCCACUUCCGCGACCCCGGGCUCUGGUCGAGGUUUGUGAUUACUGCCGGAAUGCGGGCGCUGUACGCGGGAAGGACUAGCUUUGUCAACGAGCCGCUGCUUGUUAUUGUGGAGAGCCUCUCGCGGUGGGCCGGAGUUUGGCUGGCGUGUGCGCCGGCCAGGGUUGCGCAGCAUGCAGACGAGCGGCUCUCUGUGACGGCACUGUUUGCGGUGAUGGCUUUCAGCACAGUCGUGGUGGGCGUCCUUGCGUGGGUGUUCCACCGUGGUCUUGUGCGUCGCGCGGGCGGCGUACUCGGCGUGCAGUGGGUUGACGACGUGGUCUUUGUGUUGGCCGCCGCUCUCUUUCUGUACCUGCUCCCGUGGGCGGCGUCUGUGGCGCUUGUCUCGAUUCGGUAUGACGGGGUGUGGUCGACGGUGGUCGGCGUUGUUGUGCUCGUCUUUGGAUUCUCUGUCAACCGCGGAGUGUUCAUCGCGCGGAAGCGGGUGAAUGUAGUGGUUGGCGCAGCGCUUGGCGUGGCGACGACGCUCUACCUGACACCGCUGUGUGUGGCGAUGUUUAUGGGCGGCCCGUCGCAGCCGGGCGACUGGGGUACUGGGUCGCUUGUGGCGCUGUUCAUGGUUGCGGUGCUGUGCAGUGCGGGCGUGGAGAGCCUUUUGUGGGCAACUGCAUCUGCGGUGGAACACGCACGAGCGAAUCAUCUGCGCGAUCUCAACAUGGUUGGGUUUGUGUGGGAGGUGCUCAACGUUCGAAACGAGGUUGGCCUCUCGCUGUGGUGGGCGAUGGCGUGCGUGCAGGUGGGAACGACAUGCGCCGGACUCGCUCUUGUGCACCAGAUCGGAUAUGGUAAGUGGAGCGCUGACUCGUUUGGCCUUGCUGGCCUUUGGCUGGCGUGGAUUGUGCCUGCAGCGGCGAUGAACUGGCUUGCCUUUGUGCGGACGAUUCGUCGCAACUGGAAGCAGUGGAAGAUGCGGCGGCUGAAUGCCCGGAUGCGCAACGGGAGCGUGGCGAUUAGUGAGACCGUCGUGACGCGCAAGGCGAGCGGGAUUGAGCUGGAUGCAUUCACGGCAGAGACCGAGGCGUACGCGGCGCACUUUGGCGGCGGCGGCGGUGUUGUCGAGCAUACACCCGAGCCGGAAGUUAUGAGCGCAACAGUCGCCCCGCCAGCUGCUAUACCUGCUGUUGUGCCGCCUGCAGCAGCUGUUGCGGCGGCGUCGUCAGAGGUGGCGAUGACACCAGCACAGGUGCAAGCGAUGCAGUCAUGCAUCGCGCUUGUGAUGGACCUGGGUUCUCAGGCGGCAGACGCCGAUGAGCGGUACGAGGUGAUGAUGAAGAAUACGGCGCUGCACUUUUGGCACCGGUUCCUCUCCAAGUACUGCCAUGCGUACGCGGACGAGCUGCAGAUGGACGAGAGCGCAGUGGAGGGCGCGGCGGCGAACGCAGCACACGUGCGACACGUGGACUACAUGUCGCUCUUGCCAGAGCUGCGGCGGCGCCUGCCGGUCCACGGCGUACGUGCACCUCCGGCAGCGCCUCCGGUUGCACCAUCGGCGGCGCCAUCGGCUACUGCCGUGGCAAGCGCGGCGGCUGCGGCAGGCACGACCGACAAGGCGACACGAUUGGCACCAGGCGUACCCGCGGCCAGCACCGAUGCACCGAGUGUGAUGGCAGACAUUGCGGCUGCGGCGGCCAAGGCGCGCGUGGAAAAGGGCGAACUCCACGUGGGCUCGUCGGACGAUCUGUCCUACGCGUCGUCAUCGUCAUCAUCCGACCCCGAGGAGAGCGAGAAUGCGAAGCGGCUUCGGCGGCUGCGCAAGCUUGCCCGCAAGAAAAGCAUGCGGUAUCCAGACAAGGACCGACCGGACGUGUGGAUGGCUGAAGGCCAGUCGCGCCGGCUGUGACGGCCACCUCAGCUGGCAGCAAUCGUAGUGGUGGUGCGAUCGAUACCAUCGCGCUGAGCAAGCCCGAGGACGACCAGAACGCUGACCACAUCAUAAAGUCUGCACAAAAUGC